AUGGCGUGUAAACCGCCAAUCUACAAUGGGGAGGUCGACCCGAUAAUAUGCCAAAGAUGGAUAAGUGAUGUCGAAGGAGUGUUUGAACGGACCCAUUGUGACGUAGGUGACUUUGUUGCUUAUGGGACGGGUCAAUUGAGGGGUCAAGCCAAGGAUUGGUGGGACAAUAAGAAGAAAGAAAUAGGAGCCGAAGCGGCGAGGGUUAUGACUUGGGAUGAGUUUAAAGUGCCAUUCCUUAAACACCAUAGUCCCAAAGCGGUUAUUAACAGAAUCAAGGAAGAAUUCAUCCAGCUAAGACAAAAGGGUGAAACAAUUGAUAAGAUCACGGGCAUCUUUAUGGAUAAGCUGAGAUUCUGUGACGAGUUGUUCAUGACUCCCUCAAAGUAUGAAACCCUCACGGAAAUUAUCAACACAGCCCGGGAGCAGGAAAUCGAAUUGAAGAAACAAGUUGAGAGGGGCGAGCGAAGGGCACAGGAUGUGAAUCCAAGCCCUACAAAGAAAGCUCGAACUGCUGAAUCGGGAAAGAAAGCGGAUGCUAAAAGUGGGUCGCCCAGUUGCAAAGUAUGUGGAAAAGGACACAAGGGAGAGUGUCGGUUCAAAGACAAGCCGUGCCCAAUAUGUAGUAAAACGGGGCACACGGCGUCUCUAUGCCCGGGUAAAGUUUCAGUUUGCUGCAAAUGCUAUCAGCCCGGCCACAAAAAGUCCGAAUGCCCAGACCUAGUUGGAAGAAGGGAUGUUAAGGAAUCUCCAGCAGAAGCCCCAAAGGCAAAGGCUCUCCUUCCAACUUACUGCGGUUGA
Molecule: messenger RNA, 798 nt
Organism: Helianthus annuus (common sunflower)
Lineage: Eukaryota; Viridiplantae; Streptophyta; Magnoliopsida; Asterales; Asteraceae
Exons: 2
Coding region: 1-798 (265 amino acids)
Molecular function (GO): nucleic acid binding; zinc ion binding
Source: RefSeq, a predicted model, not a curated record